Messenger RNA from Venturia canescens, 2155 nucleotides. RefSeq names its product Bifunctional lysine-specific demethylase and histidyl-hydroxylase NO66 (gene NO66). The transcript is spliced from 6 exons. The record is from RefSeq and is a predicted model, not a curated record. Lineage: Eukaryota; Metazoa; Arthropoda; Insecta; Hymenoptera; Ichneumonidae. The coding region runs from base 176 to 2038 and encodes 620 amino acids.
CGCGCGGUAAAGUGGCAUGUACGAUGUACGACGUCGGCACCACUCGUAUACAAAAUUGUAUAUCGUACUACAUCGUAUCUACGAAUCUACGUCGUUGGUUGGCGGUUGUAGAACUUCUUGAGUUUGCGGUGACCGACACGUGUCUCGAUAACAAUCGUCAGACACAUUAUUAAAAAUGAAAAAACUUGGGGGCCUUCCGUUAUCGGCUUUCGUCGCCCAUUCAAGGAAACGCAAAAAUUCUGAAAGUACAUCAACAGUGAAAUUACCGAAGAAAAAACAUGCUCGUUGUGUUACGUCGGUGAAAAAUCGACGCUUAGAAUUAAACGGUUCGAUGGAAGUUGGCAUGAAAGCGAAAUUGAACAAAAAAAACAAUAAACGUCGCAAAAAAAAGUUGAUGAAUGGGAAUGUCAUGGUUUCGCAGGCCGAGACUGGAGAAAUUCAGUGCGAAACAAUGGAAAUGGAACAAUUAGACGAUACACCGAGUUCACAAGAACUUGGAGUCUUGGACACAGAAAUGAAUUCAAGUCUGAUAGCUUCUGAUGUUGAAGCAAAUUCGUCUACCCUUGUUCAGCCUCCGAUAAAAAAAAAUGAGAAAUCAUCCAAAAAAAAUGUACCAACAAGUGCAAAAAUUAAAAAUGAACAUGUUGGCAAAUCUGAGACUCCUCAGAAAGCUACAAUACAUAAGGGAUUGAAUAACAAUCCCACAGAAGAGGCAAAGUCACUCUUUCAAUGGCUCAUUCAUCCUGUUUCCGUGGAAAACUUUUUCAAAGAAAAUUGGGAAAGAGCACCGUUGCAAAUAAAAAGAAGCAAAAUAAAUUAUUACAAGCUUCUCAUGUCAACUCCGAUGAUGGACAAUAUACUCAGAAGCUUCCAUAUUCUCUACACUAAAAAUAUCGAUAUAACAUCGUAUACGGAUGGCGAGAGAGAAACGUUCAAUCCUCCUGGACGAGCAUUGCCAAGCGUUGUAUGGGAUUAUUAUUCCAAUGGCUGUUCCAUCAGAAUGUUGAAUCCUCAAACUUUUAUACCAAAGCUACAUGCUUUGAAUGCUACGUUGCAAGAAUUUUUUGGCUGUUUCGUCGGAGCAAAUUCUUAUUUAACACCACCCGACAGCCAGGGAUUCGCACCUCAUUACGACGACAUAGAAGCCUUUAUAUUGCAGAUCGAAGGUAAAAAACGAUGGCGACUUUACAAACCAACGACGGAAAAAGAGUAUUUGCCGCGUUAUUCAUCGAAAAACUUUGAUCCAUCGGAAAUCGGCGAACCGAUUCUCGACACUGUAAUAAAUGCUGGAGAUUUGUUGUACUUCCCGAGGGGAACUAUUCACCAAGGAGAAACGAUUGACGGAAUGCACAGUCUUCACAUUACGCUAAGCGUUUACCAGAAAAACAGUUGGUGCGAUUUUCUCGAGAAACUAAUUCCCGAUGCUCUGAAAACUGCAGUCGACACAGAUUCACGAUUUCGAGAAGGUCUCCCCAUCGAUUAUCUCAGAAACGUCGGAUUCGUUCAUUCCACUAAUGAGAAUGAUGCACGAAAGAAUUUUGCUGAAAAAACGAAAGAUUUGCUCCACCGAUUAAUCGAUCAUAUCGAUAUCGACAAAAUAGCUGAUCAAAUGGCCAAAGAAAAUAUUCACGAUUUUCUGCCACCGGUUCUUGCACCUGAGGAACAAAAUUGCUCGGUUCUCAAAGACGGAGAGAAAAUGAUUGCCGAAGGAUUAGUCACGAAUCGAAUCGAGAUUGAACCCGACACGAGAAUUAGACUGUUGAGAUCGCAUUGCAUCAGACUCGUUGAAGAAGAAGUCUGCAUGAGAAUUUAUUACUCGACUGAGAAUUCGAAAGAGUAUCACGAGUACGAGCUCCAGUUUCUCGAGGUGGAAAAAAAGCUCGCUCCAGCGAUUCAUGAAAUCAUUAAACGCUAUCCCGAUUUCAUCAAGGUUGAGGAUUUGCCGAUCGAAGGAGAAGACAACAAAGUCCAAGUAGUGAGGGACCUCUGGGAAAAAUGUAUUGUCGUGACCGAUGUUCGAUUGCCUGUGAUCCGUUGAUUUAAUCCGGAAUCUUGACAGUUCGUUAUUUCAUUAAAGUGCAAAAUACAUAAAUAUUAUUUAUAAGUUCAUAAGUAAACUCAUGUAUAUAAAAGUUUAUCUUUUUCAAAUAUUCUA